AUGGCCGUUUUCAGUAGUGAACCUGCCUUUGCAACAGCGAUUGGUGAUCCUAGGUCCACCAACGCGGGUCUGUCAAUCGCCAAACCCACAGAGACUAGAUACGCUAAAGGUUCAGAUGAUGAUGAAGACAACGCAGCAGCGAGGAGUCUGCCAGGAAAAGCCAUGUGUGCUGUUGUUUUUGGAUUGAUCGCUGGUGUUUCUAUUUACGAUGGUUCAGAUUACAUGGAUUAA
Molecule: messenger RNA, 231 nt
Organism: Fusarium venenatum
Lineage: Eukaryota; Fungi; Ascomycota; Sordariomycetes; Hypocreales; Nectriaceae
Source: RefSeq, a predicted model, not a curated record